Molecule: messenger RNA, 1686 nt
Organism: Sorex araneus (European shrew)
Lineage: Eukaryota; Metazoa; Chordata; Mammalia; Eulipotyphla; Soricidae
Gene: CCDC192
Product: coiled-coil domain containing 192
Biological process (GO): mRNA cis splicing, via spliceosome; alternative mRNA splicing, via spliceosome
Cellular component (GO): precatalytic spliceosome
Source: RefSeq, a predicted model, not a curated record
AUGGUGGCAGCCUCUGAAGGGGCAAAACCAAAGCUGCAAGAGCAGGCUUCCCAGCCGAAGAAAAAACGUGAUACUGUGGAGAAAAAAGAGGACAUCUUGGAACCAUACAAGCUUAUUGAAAAAUUACAAGCAGAAGUGAAAACAUCUCAAGAGCAACUUAAAGCUAUAGAUUUCCAUUCUUCCAGACCUCAAAAACAUGCCUUUGCUUUACUGUUCAAGGAAAGUCAUAAAUGGCCAAUAGCAAUUGCUUUCCUCUCAACAGGCAACCUUGGUCAAGUUCUAAACAGAGAAAAAGAGGAAAAGAGCAAGGUAAUAGGAAUUUACCUCCAAGCUAAAAGUCUUCCUAUACGUUUAGUAAUCACUGGGGAGUUCCUAGUUACCAAGGAGAUCAUAACAGGCUCCAUUAGAGUCAAGUACAACACUUGUGUUGCCUGGCUAGAGAAUGCCAGAAAGAAACUGAAGUAUAAGCUGAUGAAAAAACGCCACAGUGAAUCCUUGACAGAAAAACAGGAGGCUGCUUUGAAAAUUCUGGAACUUAAUCAGAAGAUAGACAAUCUCUCUGCAAUGCUAGCCCCUAGAGGUGGAUGUACUUUUAAUGAUCUGCCACCUGUGGAUGAAGUUGACAGAAAAUUCAGCCUGAUUUUGGAAUUGUCAGCCAAGGUCUCUGCUCAAUCGGAAAGGAUCAUUCACUUGGAAUCCGUUUUAGAGGAAAAAGAAAAGAAGAUUCAGCAACUGGAAGCUAACCUGAAGUUGCCAACUUUCCAAAUGCUGGAGCCCAUUACUUUCCAAGAGCGGGAGGCUCUUACAUUCCAAGAGCUGCCUCCCCUAACUUAUAAAGAGCUGGAGCCCCCAACAAUGCAAGAGCCUGAGAAACUUCCGGAAUGCACAGAAUCUCAGGAUUCUCUCGCGGAGGAUCCUGAUGUAAAACUGCCACAGAAGGAGAUAGAGGAGAGGGAGAAGUAUGGCAGACUGUGCAAAGACAGACACGAAUCCAGUGGCUUCUUCAUCCGGACAUCAGACCCAGAUUCUGAUGAAGAUGAGGACUAUGAGCAAGAGAGGAGGAAAAGAAGCCUGGACGGAGCUGCCAUCGCGACCCCCACAUCACUGGUGGAGAAGGACAAAGAGCUGCCCCGAGACUUCCCCCAAGAGGAGGAGUCCCAGCUGCGUCCACAGUCCUCCAAAGCUUCCAUUCCUCCACCUAUGUACGAGGAGCAGGACCGGCCCAGGUCCCCUCCUGGGCCCGGGAACUCCUUUCUUGCCAACAUGGGUGGCACAAUCACACAUAAAAUCAUGCUGAAGUAUGCUUCCAGGAGGGCCAGGGGCUUAGCAAGCACGAGCAGGGCUUGGCAAGCACUGGGCACAGUGCUGUCGGUGGACAAGAUGAGUAAGCAAGGAGGCAAGAUCAUCAUGGGGGACGCCACGGGAAAAGGAUUCGCUUCCAAGAAGUCAGACUCAAACCCACUGACCGAAAUCCUUAAGUGCCCUACCAAGGUGGUCCUGCUCAGGAACACGGUUGGUGCAGGAGAGGUAGAUGAAGACUUAGAAGUUGAAACCAAGGAAAAAAACUGCCAAACUAAAGAGCUGCAAAAUAUGAGAUGCGUGCUGAAAUUGAGUAAUGCACUCUCAAUAAUUGAUAAAACAACUUCACAAAAAAUCAGCAAGGAUGUAGAAGAACAGCAAUACUAA